Molecule: messenger RNA, 1372 nt
Organism: Lampris incognitus (smalleye Pacific opah)
Lineage: Eukaryota; Metazoa; Chordata; Actinopteri; Lampriformes; Lampridae
Product: P2R1A-PPP2R2A-interacting phosphatase regulator 1
Exons: 9
Coding region: 654-1337 (227 amino acids)
Molecular function (GO): protein serine/threonine phosphatase inhibitor activity
Source: RefSeq, a predicted model, not a curated record
GUACUACCUUCUAUUUGCUGAGGGACUAUAGUAAAAUCUUUCAAAUAGUUAUACUUCGGGGUUUUUUCCUCGCAUCGUUUGAGCUGGUCGGUUGCGCCGAGGGCGGAAUGGGCAACUUUGUCUAAGGAGCGAACGCCGUGAGGUUUGUAGGGGAAAGGCUGCUGAGCGGGUUUGUUCCGACACUGACUGGGUCUGCUUGCAAACCAAGUUCUUACGUUAGCUGAUCAGCUAAUCGUAAAAGUCACGUCACUUUUGGGACUAAUUUCUAAAGUUACGCCGUGCAGCCACGGUAUCGUGGCGCAAUGUGUAGCGCUAUGUUAUAACAAAACUUAGUGUUCUGUGAUAACGUGCGGGUUUUAGUCCAGCUUUUUCGGAAUCACAAAAUUUACGUUUCAGGCAGCAACAGAUAAAGCGCAGCCUUCAAACUACAAACAGUUUUACAGUGUUCGCAGUCUGUCGAAGUUUUAUCGGCAAAAAUGCAAUAGGGCUAAGACUCCGACAAUACUCCCCCGCUGACUUGGCGGCUCUGGGUUUAUUGCAAGUGAGGCCUGCUGGUCGGGCUUCCACCGGGCUUGAGUAGUGCCCGACGCCGCCUUUGAGCGGUCGAACUGCCGCAACUGACGCGGUCAGGCGCUGGGCCGGAGAGACACAUAAUGGAACGGAUGGAGGUGGACCAGUGCGCAGGCGCAGCUGGUGGCUCUGGAGGCGGGGCCCUUCGUAGAUCAAACAGCGCUCCCAUGAUCACUAGUGUCAGCAGUGAUGGCAUGACAGUGUUCAGCCCAAUGAACACUGCCCGCUACCGACGCAGUAGUGUCUCUGUAAACCCCAGCUGUCCUUCCCGGCAGGUUGUUCCUCUGUCUCCUUUUUCAUUGUCCAAUGAGAGAAUAGACCCUAAGAGACAGGAGGAGAAUAUGGAGAUGAUGCUCAGGGGAAGUCUACAGAGACUUAGUGCUUCCACCCUGAUCCCGGUACCUCCAGUCAGUCAAUGGCAUGAUCACACAUCAGUGGGGUUCCAGUCACAGGACAGUGGUGUCACGCCCAAUUCCUCCCCAAGCCCUACCAGAAGGUUUAGGCCAGCAGUGGGCUCUACUCUGAGAUGGCCUGCUCUGACUCCACUCAAGAGAAAAGGAGGGGUGGAAUCUGACGGCCCACCCAAGAAGCUUUUUGUUGCAGGGGUAACAGAUCCCACCCACCACACCAGUUACACUGUCAGUGUUUCCCAGGCGGGGACAGAUUCUCCAUCAGGAGGAGAUGUCACACUCUUUUCCAGCCCACAGGGCAGCCCAUUGUCCCUCUCUCCUCCUCCCUCCUUCACCCCUCACCAUCCUGGACAUUAGACCACCACCCCCACCCCACCCACCAGAGGACUGUU